AUGGAUGGAAGAAUAGCAGGAGGUGCAGCAAUAGGAAUAGAUUUAGGAACGACAUAUUCUUGUGUUGGUGUAUGGCAACAUGACCGUGUUGAGAUUAUUGCUAAUGAUCAUGGAAAUCGCACAACUCCUUCCUAUGUUGCUUUUACUGAAAACGAACUUUUGAUUGGUGAUGCUGCUAAAAAUCAAGUUUCUAUGAAUCCCAUCAAUACUGUUUUCGAUGUGAAACGCUUAAUUGGAAGGAAAAUCAGCGAUAGCACUGUUCAAAGUGAUAUGAAGGUAUGGCCCUUCAAGGUCAUUGGCAAAGGUGAGAAACCCAUGAUUCGAGUCAAUUACAACGGAAAGCCGAAACAAUUUUCAGCUGAGCAAGUCUCAUCCAUGAUUCUCACAAAGAUGCGCCUAAUUGCCGAGACUUAUCUUGGUUCGAGUGUCACAGAGGCUGUUGUUACAGUCCCUGCUUACUUUAACAAUUCACAGCGUCAAGCGACUAGGGAUGCUGGGAAAUUCGCUGGCCUUAAUGUAACGGGAAUCAUCAAUGAACCAACGGAGGCCGCGAUUGCUUAUGGUCUUGAUAAAAAGGCAACCGGUGAGAAAAAUGUUCUAGUCUUUGAUCUUGGUGGAGGUACUUUAGAUGUUUCACUGCUCACCAUUGCCGAGGGUGUCUUUGAAGUCAAGGCUACAGCAGGGGAUACCCAUCUUGGAGGAGAGGAUUUCCAUAACAGAAUGGUGGAUCACUUUGCUCAAGAAUUCAAGAGAAAGCACAACAAGGACAUUAGUGCAAAUCCAAGUGCUCUUCGGAGGUUGAGGACUUCAUGUGAGAGGUCAAAAAGGAUCCUCUCAACUACUACUCGGACAACCAUGUGUUGGAGUCUUGCAACAAUAUAA
Papaver somniferum (opium poppy) is the source of this 882-nucleotide messenger RNA. RefSeq names its product heat shock cognate 70 kDa protein-like. The transcript has 2 exons. Gene Ontology annotation, cellular component: cytoplasm. The coding region runs from base 1 to 882 and encodes 293 amino acids. NCBI's taxonomy places the organism in Eukaryota, Viridiplantae, Streptophyta, Magnoliopsida, Ranunculales, Papaveraceae. The record is from RefSeq and is a predicted model, not a curated record. Gene Ontology annotation, biological process: protein refolding; cellular response to unfolded protein. Gene Ontology annotation, molecular function: ATP binding; misfolded protein binding; heat shock protein binding.